CUUGUGGGUCCAGAAGCUGUUGGGCAGAGCUUGGUACUGGAUGCUCUACUGGGCUGCAGCAGCAGCAGCCAACUGGAGGGAUGGACCCUGGGUGUUUCUACAAGGAGCGUAAGCUGGAGGGCUGUGGUGGGGGGAAGGCAGGUGACCGUGGUGAACACUCCAGAUCUGCUGGGAUCUUCCCUAGGGGUACGGGAGAGGGCAUGGGAGGCCUUGCGGAGCCUUCAGCUGGCCAGUCCAGGGCCUCAUGCCUUCCUACUGCUCAUGCAGAUCCCUGCACCUGGCAGAAGGAUGGAUGCUGAUGCAGCUCGAACCCUGAGAACACUCCUGAACCUGAUAGGGGAAGAGGCGCUCAGUUAUGUGCUGCCAGUCCUCACCCAUACAGGAUCCAUCAAGAGCUCCAUUGUACCCAGCCAGCUGCUGGAGGGGUUGCCUGGGGAGCUCGAGGCUAUGCUUUCCAUGUGCUUUCACAAACCGCUGGUUCUCAGCUGUGGUUCCCAAGCCAAAAGGAGGGCGCUGGGGAGUGAGCUGCUCGAGAAAGUGGAGGAGAUGAGCGCACUGGGGGGAUACUACCGGCACCAGCUCCACAGGGAAGAGGACAGCUUUCGGGAGAAGCUGUUGGAGGACAUGGCAGCUGCACUGGAGCUCAAGUUGGAGAAGAAGGAGGAACUGAGUGCGACCAGAUGGCAUUGAGAAUGAGGAGUGUGCGAUGGUGUCGGGGCUGGAGUAGGUAGGUCUCCUACAUCGCUAUUAGAACUUCAAGAAGACAUCAAGAAAUUUCACAUGAAGUGGUUGUAUGUUAAGGUUGUAAAUUUUCCACUUCUGAGUCAAGUUUAGCUGAAGUACCUCCAGGCUUUUAUUCAUAGUCUCUAACUUCCUUGGACCACAAAUUGUCCCAACAAACAGUAUGAAACUCCAUUUUAUUUUUUACUUAUUGUGUCCAGUUCAACUAACAUUUAUUUAAUGUAAACAUUUUGUGGAUAAACUUUUUCAAAUUAAUGUAUGAAACAAAACUGCCAUACACAUUACGUAGCAAAUAAGAGUAGCAGGUACCCAAUCCAUUUACAUUAAACCAGAAAAUAAAAAAGUGAGGAAAAGCACAUCAUUAUAUGCUUCUCAGUCCUAUCAGCUGAAGUGUGUAAGGGAUAUGGUUCCGUAUGUGUACGAGCACGCAGGUCGGCGUAAGCCUAAGAAAUAGGUCAAGUACACAGUGAGGAUGUGCGAGUCGUCCUCUGCUGAAAGAGGAUUGGUGCGAUAAGAGGUCCCUGGCAAAGUGGCAUGUAUCCCCUAGUCGUCCUCCACAUCACUGAUGUCAUGCGGAGUUCAUCUGGAGCGGAAGCGCGAACGCACAGGGGGCCUCAGCCGCAGCUUCGAAACCCUGACCCACUGACCCACUCCUCCAUGUGGAGCAGCUCAAGCAGCAAGUGACACUGCUGCUUGUUUGAGUUCACUGAACCAUCUGGCAAAGCCUGUGUCCUGGAUUAGGCUCACAUUGACCAGAGCAGAGAGCAGUUUCCUACCAUCGCCUUCUGCCUGCAGCCACUCACUAGUCACUGUCUGCCAUUGUGUUGGCCUCAGCUGAAAUUAUUUCUUCUUUAAUAAUGUACACUUUUUCCUGGCUGUAUCCAAUGUCAUAUGGAGCUAAACAUUUCUUACUGUUGGGAUGUUAAGAUAAUAGCUACCUGUGGAACAAAGAGGUGACAAUGAAGGUACCGCAAAUGAAUGCUUUGACACAUACACCUGAAGCACCUGGGUGACACGGUGGCACAGCGAGUAGCGCUGCUGUCUCACAGCGC
Molecule: messenger RNA, 1793 nt
Organism: Scleropages formosus (Asian bonytongue)
Lineage: Eukaryota; Metazoa; Chordata; Actinopteri; Osteoglossiformes; Osteoglossidae
Product: GTPase IMAP family member 4-like
Exons: 1
Molecular function (GO): GTP binding
Source: RefSeq, a predicted model, not a curated record